AUGUGUUCAUCGACAAAAGAGUACGAUGUUUUUCUUAGUUUCAGAGGUGCGGACACACGUAACAACUUCACCAUCCAUCUCUUCAACGCUCUGAAAAACAAAUCAAUCAAGACGUACAUGGACUGUCUUAUUGAUAGAGGAGAAGAUGUUUGGCCUUCACUUGAGAGAGCGAUCGAGGACUCACACGUGUCAAUCGUGGUUUUCUCUAAAGACUAUGCUUCUUCGAAGUGGUGUUUGCAAGAACUGGUGAAGAUUCUGCAGUGCAGAAAAGAUGUUGGUCAGGUUGUUAUACCUGUUUUUUAUGGAACAGAUCCGUCACAGAUAAGGGGUCAGACUGGGAGCUUCGAGCAAUCAUUUGCGAAACAUGUACGAGGUCUGGGAGACAAUGACAUCAAAGUCAAAAAAUGGAGAGACGCUCUCACUGAAGCUGCCCAAAUUUCUGGAUGGGACUCCCGAAAUCUGGAUGAGUCUCAACUCACAGAGAAUAUUGUGAAUGAUGUAUUGCAAAAGCGAUGUCUGCGGAGACCCAUUGAGCUAAAUGGCCUUGUUGGAACCGACGAAAUCUGUAAAAAUGUAGAAAUUUUAAUGAAAAGAUACAAAGUCAUUGGGAUUUGGGGCAUGCCUGGAAUUGGCAAGACAACCAUAGCUAAUGUGUUGUUUGCCAAACUCUUUCCCCAAUUUGACAAGGUUUGCUAUGUAGAUAAUGUAAAAGAAUAUUCACAUGAUAGGCUUAUCUCUAAGCUAUUAAAAGAAGAAAUUUGCAUACCGAAUGUUGUUGGAUUCCAAUAUGGUCUAAAAAGGCUUGGUAACAAAAAGGUUUUCAUAGUACUUGAUGACGUGGAUAGUUUGGAUCAAGUAAAAUAUUUCUGCAGAGAAUACCGAGACCUAAAUGAAGAUAGUAGACUCAUCAUAACAACAAGAGAUAAGCAUAUUCUUAAUGAUGAAGUGGAUUGGAUCCACGAGGUAAAAAAAUGGAACGACCCACAAUCACUACAACUCUUUUGCUUAAAAGCCUUCAAUGAGAUUCACCCUCGAGAGGGUUAUGAGGUUCUAUCUGCUAGCAUGGUAGAGUAUGCUGGCGGCGUUCCAUUAGCUUUGAGGGUUUUGGGUUCGAGUCUUCGAUCGAAACGAGUUGACUUUUGGAAAGGUACUCUGGAGAAACUGAAGAGGUAUCCUGAUAAGGCUAUUCAAGACUUCUACAAAAUGAGCUAUGAUGGAUUAGAUGAAGAAGAGAAAAAGAUAUUUCUUGAAAUUGCAUUUUUUCACAAAGGAGAAGAAAAGGAUAGUGUCACAAGCAUACUCAUGGCCUGUGGGCUUGAAGCAAGGUGUGGAAUGGUGGUCCUUCGAGAUAAAGCUUUCAUAUCUAUUUCAUAUAAUAAUACAAUAGAAAUCCAUGACUUGUUGCAAGAAAUUGCGUUUGAAAUAGUGCGUCGAGAAAGUAGUGAAGAUCCUACAAGACGUAGCCGAUUGAUGAGGGACACUGAAGAAAUUUGUACUAUCCUCAAAGAUAACAAGGGUACAGAUGCAAUUGAAGGCAUAAUGUUAGAUUUGUCACAAAUUGAAGAAAUGCAGUUGCGUGCUGAUGCUUUUAGAAGGAUGAAUAAUUUAAGAUUUCUUAAAUUAUAUAAGCCCUCAGAUCAAUGUGCUGGUAAAAUUAGUCUUCCUGAAGACCUUGACUCACUUUCUGACAAACUAGUUUACCUUGAGUGGUAUGGAUACCCUUUGGACUCUCUUCCACUAAACUUUUGUGCUAAGUUCCUUGUUGAGAUUCGUAUGUCGCAUAGCAAUGUCAAACAACUAUGGCAGGGGAUUCAGGAAGUUAGCAACCUGGAGAGAAUUGACUUAAGUGAAUGCAAGCAGUUAAUAAAGCUUCCAGAUUUGUCUAAGGCAAAAAGACUGAGAUGGGUGAACCUCUCCGGCUGUGAGAGUUUGUGUGCUCUUCAUUCAUCAGUUUUAUCCUCCGACACACUUAUAACUUUGAUACUAGACAGGUGCAUAAAUUUACAAUAUGUUAAGGGCGAUAAGCACUUAAAAUCUCUAGAGAAUAUUAGCGUCAAUGGUUGCUCAAGUCUGGAGGAAUUCGCAGUGUCAUCUGAUUUGAUUGAAAGCUUGGAUCUAAGCAACACAAGAAUUGAAAUGCUAGACACAUCAAUUGGCCGUCUAUGCAAACUUGGAAGCCUCAAUCUAGAAGGUUCUCCCGUUAAGCAUCUCCCGACCGAGCUAUGCUUGACAUCGCUUAAGGUCCUAAAGCUCUCGUAUGAUGGCCUAGUAAUCGACAAGCAACAACUUCAUGUUCUCUUUGAUGGCUUACGUUCUCUACAGAUAUUGCAUCUCAAGGAAUGUAGUAAUUAUCUCACUGAAUUCCCUGACAACAUUGGCAUCUUGUCAAAAUUACAGGAACUAAUACUUGAUGGAAGCUCUGUGCAGUGCUUGCCUCCGAGCAUUAAGCAUCUUCAAAGGCUGGAAAUUCUGUCCUUGAAGAGUUGCAAGAAGCUCCGGAGUUUGCCAGAGCUUCCACCACUAAUCCAUGAGUUCUGUGCUGAUGACUGCGCCAUAUUGAAGUCGGUGUCAAACUUGAAGACCUUUUCUAGGAAGAUGGUGGGAAAGACGAAACACAUUUCGUUCAAGAAUAGCUUGAAAUUGGAGGAAGAGUCGUUGCAGUCUGUUAUGAAAAGCCUCCAUUUAACAAUGAUUAAAGCUGUGGCUAACAAUGUGGUAGUGAGAAAACACCGCGGAGGCUAUAAUUAUAACAGUAUGGAGGUUUGUUUACCAGGAAGCAGAGUUCCAAGAGAGUUCUUCGCAUACAAAAAAUCAGAGUCUUCAUCCAUUAUCAUUACCGAACUUCCUGACUCUGAAUGGUUAGGCUUCAUUUACUGUGUUGUUCUUUCGCCAUCCGAAGGAAUAAGGAAGGAAGGCGCUAAGCUUCGAUGUCAAUGCCAGUUGGUAGGAGGCCAAAAGGGUACAUGGUUGAACAAAGCCGUCAGUGAAUUGAACUCGGAUCAUGUUUAUGUAUGGUAUGAUCCACUUCAUUGCGACAACAUUCUUAGAUUCCAUCCACCAAAGGUUCGCUUUGAGUUUAGUGUUACAACUGAUGAAGGGGAAGUGGAUGGAUCAAUCCAUAUUAAAGAGUGCGGUGUACUCCUCAUAAGUUUUUCCGUUGUGGAAAGUGUUUUACAAGAAUUGGAGCUGCAUUUGCCUGUUGAUUUGGUUGAGGAAGAAAAUGUGCUGGCCCCUGAGGAGAAGCCAAUUGCAUGUUAUUCUUCUCAACUAGAUACGCCUUCAGAAGAUAAUCAAAAUAAAUCCAUGGAUCUUGACAAAUCUAAAGGAUUACUGCAAGAAAGAAAAAAUGCGCUCGUGCAACGAACUGAAUGCACCUUACCUUCAAACAUGAAAGAUGUAGCCAAACAGGCAGAAGGUGAAGGCGACUCUGCAAUGGCUGCUCAGUUGUUAGAAAACUUGGAAGGACCGUUAUUGGAUGAUCAUGUCCUAAAUUUAGACGAUCAUUCCCUAAUGAAAGGCCAUGGAGGUCCUGCACUUUUCCGUUGGCUUCAAGAUCAAGCGCUUCGUUCGGCGAGCGUUGCAAGAUACGCGGAGCAGGUGUUCCAAGCUGCCUCAAGAAGCAUUGCUGAGAAAGAUGAAGAAUUAAGACUUGCGAGAGAUGAGGCGGUCAGGAAGCAAGAAAGUUUGAAAAUAAUGGAGGAUAGACUCCAGGAUCUAAACUACCAGCUGGCUUCUUGGAGAAGAAAAUAUGAAGAAGCUCAAGAGAAAUGGCGUAUAAGGGAAAGUGCGUUGGAGACAGAGGUGGCAAUGUUGGUUGCCUCGUUUCAAAAUAGUAGGUUGCAGGUUCAAAUUCCGUAUCCUGACAUUAGGAGGAACGAGCAGAUGUUCAGCGAUAAGACCAGCUCUGUUUGGGCAGUUAAUCAGCAUGGCCGCUUCUUUCCAGCUGCUUCUUGGGCACGACCUGAGACGGGCUUCUUCAAAGUGAACUGCGACGGCAGUGUUUUUGAAGAUGAGCAUAAGGCGGGCUUUGGGUGCGUGCUCAGAGAUAGCUCUGGAAGGUGGGUCCGAGGCUGCUGUGGCAAGGUGGCUGUAACUAGUGGGUUGAGAUUGGAGCUUUGGAGCUUAUGGAGAGGUCUUCUCCUGGCUUUGGAAGCUGGCAUCGAGUUCCUUGUGUGUGAAACGGACUCCAUGGAAGCCUUCUCUCUGGUUUCAGGUUGGAGGAUUCCCAGUGACCAUGUGGAGAAGGAUCUGGUUAUGCGCUUCAUUGAGUUGAAGAGACUGCAGGGCUGGACUGUGCGUUUUGGGCUGAUAAGGAGAGAUGCCAAUUCGGUGGCUGAUUGGCUUGCUAAGGAAGGGGCUCAUGGCGAGGCUGCCUCUACUGUGUGGUUGCACCCACCAGGCCCGCUUCAGCUGCUCCUGCAAAAGGACCUUGCUUAG
Molecule: messenger RNA, 4437 nt
Organism: Arachis stenosperma
Lineage: Eukaryota; Viridiplantae; Streptophyta; Magnoliopsida; Fabales; Fabaceae
Product: putative disease resistance protein At4g11170
Biological process (GO): defense response; signal transduction
Molecular function (GO): ADP binding; RNA-DNA hybrid ribonuclease activity; ATP hydrolysis activity
Source: RefSeq, a predicted model, not a curated record